AUGUCCGCGAAUCUCACAAAAUCUCUUCUACUUCUCUGCGACCUGCAAGGCUCGUUCAAACCCCACAUCCACGGUUACGAACAUGUUGUUCAAGGGGUCAACAAGGUUUUGAAAGUUGCGAAGCUCCUCUCAAUCCCGACGGUUUCCACAACGCAAUAUACGCGUGCUCUCGGCCCUGUCGAGCCUGAACUUAAGCCGGGGUUGGAUGCAUUGGCAUCUGCGAAUCUUCAUCAUGGGCCAACGGACAAGUCACUGUUCUCGAUGUGUAUUCCUGAAGUCAUGGAGCAUAUUACAGAUGAUAUCGAUAGAGUUGUUCUUGUUGGGAUUGAGUCCCAUAUAUGCAUCCUCCAGACUUUACGCGACCUCCGAUUACUGUUCCCCACGUCCCCAGCACCCGCCGCUUUCGCUCCGCCUACAGGACAGGUUGAAUCUCCUCCCACUCAUCUUCCCAUGAUUAACAGAAAUAGAAUGAAACCCUUGCAUUUGGUCGUCUUAGCCGACUGUGUCUCAAGUGCGAACGCAUUCGAGGUUCCUAUAGCGCUUCAGACAAUGAGGAGCCAAUUCAACGUUCAGGUGUCGACAGCUGAAUCUCUGUCUUUCGAACUCGUCGGGUCUGCAUCGAACCCGUUGUUCAAGGAAUUCUCCAAGAUUGUCAAGGAGGAGAAAGAGGCAACUCGCGCAAGUGCGACGUUCUGGGGAAGUCGGAUGUAG
Molecule: messenger RNA, 711 nt
Organism: Marasmius oreades (fairy-ring Marasmius)
Lineage: Eukaryota; Fungi; Basidiomycota; Agaricomycetes; Agaricales; Marasmiaceae
Exons: 9
Coding region: 1-711 (236 amino acids)
Source: RefSeq, a predicted model, not a curated record